CUAGGUUCUUACCUUGUUUUCCUUGCAGGUCUUGGCCCCAUUGUCUCCCAGAUACCCGAGCAAGCUGAGAGACUACCAGAACUGCUUAAUUUCCCCAUCGAGGAACGCACCUUCACAGCUCCUACUGAGGUUCUACCCCUAGACUCUAAAGCUUCUUCUCGCACCAACUCGAUGUCAACAGCUCCAGCAAGAUCUAGUAAUUUGUCCGACGAGGAUGCUAUGGACAGGCUAAAGAAUAGGAAGAGAUCAGCUGCCUCUUCUGGGCAAUCUCAGGUUGAGAGGGUUCCUCGCAAGCACCUAUGCUCAUCUACCAUCCCAACUACUAUCGAUAUCACGACUGACUCUCCUAGAGAUGAAGUCCUUGUGAGCUUCCCUGCAGACUUCCUAGCUGAGGAAGGUCUAGAAGGCGGGAUCUGGCCUGCAGCUGACAAGCUCGUGUUUCCAGCUGCACAAAAGAGGUUAAAAGGACAAGACCCUGAGGUUGUCUUGAACCAUGCUGUUCAGCUAUCCCUACAGCUUUCCCAGAGCUGCAUAGCUGUCAGGGACAGCUUACGGACUGUCGUCACUCUUCAAGAUAAGGUGGCUCGCUGCAAAAGGACAACUUGAGCCACCAAGCUAAGCUGGAGAGGGAGAAACAGUCCCGGUUGGAUGCUGAGAGCAGGUUAGCUGCUGAGCAAAAAUAAUUGAAAAAGAGAGGCUGGAGAAAGAUGAGAAGAUAGCUGAAGCGGAAAAAGAAAAUGCACGCCUAGCUGCAGCUGUCAGAGAUGCUGAGGAGAGGGCUUUAGACAUUCAAGCUGAAGCUAAAAUUAUUGAAACUGCGAAGCUAGCAUACCUGA
Molecule: messenger RNA, 836 nt
Organism: Beta vulgaris subsp. vulgaris (sugar beet)
Lineage: Eukaryota; Viridiplantae; Streptophyta; Magnoliopsida; Caryophyllales; Amaranthaceae
Exons: 3
Coding region: 172-606 (144 amino acids)
Source: RefSeq, a predicted model, not a curated record